Molecule: messenger RNA, 975 nt
Organism: Enterobius vermicularis (human pinworm)
Lineage: Eukaryota; Metazoa; Nematoda; Chromadorea; Rhabditida; Oxyuridae
Source: the annotation of a GenBank genome assembly
UUGUUUACAGCCAAUUUACCUGCCUGCCAAUGUGAUAAAAUUUUAUUUUUUAGCACUAGAAGUAGUGGACGAGCUUCAAAUUUCCGCACAAAUUUUAUUAGAAGUUUCGUUAGCGAUUCGGCCGAAAGUAUUCGUUACCAGAUAGAGGAGCAAGUGUUGUCAGAAGAUGCGGAUGUUGAUUUGGUUAAGCUGGCACAAUUUGCUGUUAAAUACCAGCUGCCAAACAGCUUGCGAGUAUCUAUUUGGAAACUACUGUUAGAUGUUGACUCUUGCUAUUCCAAAAUAAAAAAAGUGGUCGCUCAGCAUCGAAAGGAAGAGGCAGAUGUGCUUUUACGGUCAUUAACGGUUAUGCGGGCUCUAACUAAUUUUUCUGCAUUAGCUACGGACGAAACUGCCGAACCGGAUUUGGAAAGUAUUGAUAUUUUAAGAAUGAUUCAACUCGGAGAUGGAAAGGCACUUGUUCGUUCUGCAUAUCCGAAUGAUAUAGCUAAACAGAUGCUCAUCGCUUGUAAGCAGGAGUGGCGUGAUGCAUUUUGGCUUACCAAAAACUUUGAUGAGCUUGUCGCUUCAGUUUUUACGGAUACUGUUCUGCAUAAGACGGCAUGGGAGACAAAGGACAAAUUGCAAGCUAUAAAAAACGAUCCUGCAGUUACCGCUAUAAACGAUAAUAAUUUGUGGAGUCGUAUACCGUUUAUUUUCUGGUUUCGAAGCGUUGGUGCUACCAUGUUUUCUCACGAAGGUGUACUUAAAUUUUGGGACAAAGUGUGUGGCUGUACGAAAGAAGGUUUAGUGAAGCUAAUGAAAGUGACAGUUGAAGCAUAUAUUCUUGAUGCCGCGAGUUUAAUAGUUGAAACUCUUAAAAAUGAUGGGCAGGACAUAACGGAGUUCCAGUUGCCAAAGGAAGCAGAAGUUGCUUUAUUGGGUCGUAUUUUUGAAAGUUUUAUUUCAUCGGGACGGUUCCCUGUCCGCCGUUAG